Messenger RNA from Pelobates fuscus (common spadefoot toad), 908 nucleotides. Its product is annotated as lysozyme G-like. NCBI's taxonomy places the organism in Eukaryota, Metazoa, Chordata, Amphibia, Anura, Pelobatidae. Gene Ontology annotation, biological process: defense response to Gram-positive bacterium; peptidoglycan catabolic process. The record is from RefSeq and is a predicted model, not a curated record. The coding region runs from base 134 to 697 and encodes 187 amino acids. The transcript is spliced from 5 exons. Gene Ontology annotation, cellular component: extracellular region. Gene Ontology annotation, molecular function: lysozyme activity.
ACUGAUUCUCAUAGAGAAUCACUGGAUCAUGGCCAUUGGACAGUCUGGCAGAAAUCCAGGAAGCAGGGAGAUGUGAUAUGAAGUCAGAGGAGGGACAGAGAAUCUGAUCAUAGUAAAGAUUAAAACAGGCAUUAUGAGUUCAGAUCCACGUUAUGGGGAUGUCUGUCGUAUUCCAACUACAGGAGCCUCUAUGGUCACUGCCCAACAAGACAAGCUGACUUUUGUUGGUGUUACAGCAUCUGAGUAUUUGGCUCAUGCAGACUUAGAAACUAUUAACACAUUAAAAACUAAAAUUGACUCUGUGGCUAACAAAAAAGAAAUGGAUGCAGCUGUCAUUGCCGCAGUAAUAUCACGUGAAACUCGGGGUGGAAGAACUCUGGAGAAUGGAUGGGGUAACAAUGGCACUGCUUGGGGGGUGAUGCAGGUUGAUAAAAGAUGGAAUACUCCUCGAGGAGAGUGUGACAGUGAAGAGCAUAUUGCUCAAGCAACAAAUCUCAUAAUUGAAAAGUUUAAUUCCAUGAAGAGGAAAUUUCCAACGUGGUCUAAAGAUCAAAUUCUAAAAGGUGCUCUAGCAGCAUACAAUAUGGGUGAUCAAAGCGUCAAGAGCUUUGAAGAAGUGGAUCGACUCACCACAGGACAAGAUUAUGCUAAUGAUGUUGUGGCACGUGCACAAUAUUUCAAGAGGAAUGGAUAUUAAUGCCCAAAAAUUAUCCAGAGCCCCAGAAGUUAUUACAAAAAUAUCUUAUAAUAAAUUUACACUAAAACAUGGCACCAUUUUAUGAUUUACUGGAAAGAACACAAUCCACAAAGCCUAUUCUCAUAGUGUCUGAUUUAAUAUUGUUGGGUACACUCUUAAAAUUAUGAAAAACCUAAAUUUGUGAUAUUUUCAUAUUAAAGAGAAAAUUAAA